Paramecium sonneborni is the source of this 585-nucleotide messenger RNA. The record is from the annotation of a GenBank genome assembly. NCBI's taxonomy places the organism in Eukaryota, Ciliophora, Oligohymenophorea, Peniculida, Parameciidae.
GGUAUUUAUAGAUCUAUCAAAGUCUUACAAUACAGUGAAUAGAGAAAAACUCUACGAUAUAAUGAUAAAAUGAAGUUGGAUGGAAGAGGAUACAAUUAGAUUUCUAAUGACACUAUAUGAUGAAACGUACUAUUGGGAUCCAGUGAUUGAACAAAGGAUAAAUUUAAAAAAUGGGUUAAAUUCAUUAAUAGCACCUAUGUUUUUUAUCUGUAUUUUAAUGACUUAUUGAAUGAAUGAAGGAAUGAGAAAUAAGGAUCUAUUGGGAAGCGAUAAUUGUAAAAUAAGAAUAAACAAAAUAUUGUAGCAAGUAAAAGCCCUGACAGACGCUGUAGAUAUAGUGAUAAUGACUAAUUUGUAAAUUUGAGGGAUUUUGUUUAGAAUAUUAAAAGAAGUAUCAGAAGAAUUUUAAAUGAAGAUAAAUGGAUAAAAAUGUGCCUAUAUAUAAAAUGGCAUCAAUUAAUAAAUUAAAAUUUCUAUAAAAGCUUUAUUGAAGAUAAUAAUGUCAUAAUUGAAAUGAAUUUUGUGUUAAUUUUUCUAUUUAAUACAUAAACCUUUUAGAUUUAUAAACAACAAUCUUAUAAUUGA